CAUUGUAUUUAAAUUCUAUUGAAAUAGAAUGCAAUACCCUAAUUUAAACGUGCUUAAGUAGAUUUCGAUGUGAUUUAACGAACAAUGCAUGAAUUAUAAAUGGCCCGUGUUUUCAGAAGACAAUAUGUACAAUACACAAGAGGAGAACAAACCUUCGAAACAUCAACUCAAGAAGGAACGGAUGGCCGCCAGGAAGGCCGCGCGCAAAAACAAAGGUAACUCGACGAGUAAAGACGAGAACGGCGCGGAGGCCAACGGUCCCAAGGAGGACGGUAAGUCGUCCUCCGAGCAGUCCGACGCUGAUGUGGAAGACAACCUCGAGGACAUGCCUCGCGCGGCCGACACUCACACCGUGUCCGUGGGCACGCAGGCCAUCGCGCACACUGCUGCCAACUUCGCCGCCUACCACAUGGAGUCCGGCUACAACUCCGAGAAGGUGAUAAGCUCCGACUCCAUCAGGACGAGUCCGGUCGACCUGGACAAAGAGAAGGCGGAUAACACCCCGGAAAAUGCGGAUAAGGAUAAAGUAGAAUUUGGAACGUCGACGACGGCGAUACCGCUUGAGUACAAGCCUCUAAUACCACUCGAGAAUUUGUCCAAUCCAGAUUCAGGAGUCGCCAGUCCAGAGGCCACCAAACAUAACUCUACAGAAACCGUGGAUAAUGUGGACUCACCGACCAAUGGCAAAGAAUUGGGCAGUCAUAGUUCGCUAUCUAGUGAAAUAAACCUAGAUCUGUCAAGUCCCCAACAUAACAAGCUGUCUCCAGUCAAAACUGAGUUUGAAAGGCCUGUUUCGAGGAUAUCUUUCGUCCCUGAAUACUCCAAUGAAGUGGUGUCACGAGGUAUAAGCGUGCAGGGAUGUAGGAAUCUUCUGGAGCACAGUGGAGAGAGCAGUUACGAGUCUUUGCCGGAGAGCAAGGCGAUCAACGACUUGAACAACCAUUUGGACAAGCUGAAGCUGUAUAAUGUAGACGACCCGAAGACCACGAAGCCACUACCGUCACCUUUAGCUGCAGAGAGUAUUAUUCCCGACCCACCGGCUCCCCCGCCUGUGCCGCGGCCGAAAGUCAAUAACGUAGAAGCAGAAAAACAAAGAGACUUCCUGCCGUACACGCGACAGAGCCCGCUCUCUCCACGAUACAUCUGCGACGAAGACGAAUGCAGCAUCCAGUCGUGUCUCAGUCAGUUCACAGCUCUAGAAUUGCUCACUGGUAACAACAAAGUUGGAUGUGAAACUUGUACUGAACGAAUAAACGGUAAAGAUGGAAAGACAGUGUACACCAACGCAACCAAACGUUUCCUGGUAUCUAGUCCACCCGCCAUCCUGAUUCUGCAUUUGAAGAGGUUCCAGAUCGGACCGCGGUGCAUGUUCAGGAAGAUGUCGAAGCACGUCGACUUCCCGACAAUUCUUGACUUGGCACCGUUCUGCGCUAUGGAUAAAGUGAGGAAGCUGCCCAAUGUGAACCGUGGUCAAAACGAGUUACUGUACUCUCUAUACGGAGUCGUGGAGCACUCGGGGGGCAUGCACGGCGGCCACUACGUGGCGUAUGUGAAGGUGCGACAGCCGGUCAAAGCCGGUGAUCCCAAAUGGUGGUUCUUGCCAAAGAGCGCUAACACGAUGCCAAACAACGCCGGCAGCGGCGACGCCGACGCGGACUCCGAAUCGGACCUCUCGGGCUACGAGUCUGGCGAGGGACCCACGUCGGCCGCCGAGCCACCCUCCGGCAAGUGGUACUACGUCUCGGACAGCAUGGUGUCUGAGGUCACAGAGGAGAAAGUGCUCAGGGCACAAGCGUAUCUUCUGUUCUACGAAAGAAUUUUAUAAACGGUUUCCUAUGAGUAAUGGAUGGGAUGAGAUGAAGGCGUACAGAGUUUUACUGCGGACUGACUGCUUAUCGGGUGCUAGAAUCAUUAGACAAAAAUAGUAUACGGUUGACGGUUGUUUGAAACAAUACAUUAGAUUAUCAUUUCACCCACAUAUAAACAGUAAAACGCUGAAAUUUGCCUUCAGUCUCAGCUGAUUGAACGGAGUGGCCUAAUGUUUGGGUUGGCAUUUAAGUGGAAGACUGAAGCUUGUAGGGCCGGUUUAUACGUGGUAGAAGUGCAUGCAUAUUGUUUUAACCGCUGUAAAUAGCUUGAAGUAAUACCGGCUUUAUUUCGUUCCGUCAACGCGGAUUGAUCCAAAUUUGACAAUUUAACUGUACUGCCAAGAACGGUACAAUAUCCAGACAAUUACACAUUAUUGACGUGAUGUAUAGAGGCAAUAUAUAAGCAAGACCGAGUCAUUAUAGCUAUGUAUUACGUGUGAACAGGAAUUGAUAUUCGUAAUAAACAGUUAUGCGAUUGAUGUUAUAAAAUAUGACACGCUACCAAUAUUAAAAUAGGGCGGUCUAACUUCAAUUGCAUAGAUUUUCCUAAGAACUUAACUUUUGAUUUACAGUGAGUGCAUAAUCUGAAACGUACCAUGACGUUCGGCAAUAUUUUUGCCAAGGAUACGUUGUAUAACCUCCGCUAUUUCUGUUCAAAUAAAGUCCAAAUUAAACUGGCAUUCUAUUAAUCUACACCUAAAGAAUGCUCGUUCGUUAUAGACGAGCCGCUACCAUUAAUACCAAAAGAAUAAUUAUGUAUUUACAACUCAAAUAAGAAUAAAUGAAUCAUGCGUUGGAACGUAUAAAUUAUGUUUACUUUGAAUUAUUUUUAUUUACUUUUGUGUAAAUCGUUGGCACACUAGUAUUCAUAUUUAAUUUAGAAUAUGCGAAAGGUACACAAUUUUAUUUUAGAAAUCAAAUAAUGCUUCGUAGCUCGUACGCAUUACGUUAUAAAAUACGAUAGUCGGAUUUAAUAAAAGACAAUUGUCUCUUAUGCUGCUAUCCGCAUAGUGUUUACGAGUUGUUAAGCACUCAAUCAUCUAAUUAAAAAGAGAUCCAAUGCUACUUACAACAAGGUUCUCUUUUCCUUGCAAUGCUAGUGUGUGCAAAGUGAAAUGUUUUAGUCCCAAUGGUUAGGUCUUCCAUUGAGGUGUCAAGCGUAAUAGCAUUUUUCAAUUUUAGAUACGGUGAAAAAUUAACAUUCACGUUUAAUUACUCUACCGAGUGCUUCUAGAAAACGAACUAAUUAAAUGUAAGUUAUUUAUUGAUUGUUUUGUCAAUGUACAUUGUAGUCUUUGGUUUUUCACCUUCCUUUUUAUCAUAGUUUUUAAACAAACCAUGUUAAUUAUGUAUUUUCUACUUGUCUUAAUUUAGGAACGUGACAGCAGAAUUAACUCUUUUUGGGGGUAAGAAUUAAAAUUUCCGAAAGCGUUGCUUAAAUUUUCUACAUUGAUUUAUUAGGUAUUAGAGGUAAUGGACAUUUUAGAGUUCAUCAGGGUUGGUAAAUACAACCGGUUCUGCAAAACACGCUUUUAACUUCCUUGUCAAAUUCCUCUAGAUUAUCCCUGAAAAGAGUUCGUUUUGUAAAGUGGAACAAUAUAUAAGUAUUUACAUACACUACGACAACGCCAAUAUUUAGAAAAGGACACUGUUCUAGUGAAAUAAAAUGGUCAAUUGGAUGCAAGAGGUCCCCAGAUCUCAAAUUGAUCUCGCAUUGAAAUAACAAUAUUAUUUAUUUGCUUCUUAGCCGAUAUAUUAAAAUGGUUAUUUAUAAACUAUCAAAUAUACGCACUUAUUGUGUUAAUCGGUUAUAACUUUUUCACUGGCCAAAUGUCGACUUGGAAAUUUUGGCCAAAUGUUGACUGGGAAAGUUUGGCCAAUGUUGACUUGGAAAUUGUGGCCAAUGUUGACUUGGAAACUUUGAUAAUCGUUCGACAUAAUAUGUGUCCGAAUUAAUUUAUACAAAAUAUAUAAAUGUCUAUAUUUUACAUUACUACUUGUAAACAUAUAUUUCAGAAUUUGUUGCAUUCAAUGUGUAAUUUUAAAUGUUUAUCUCACAUUAUUAUGUAGUCAAUGUACAUAAUAUUGUUUCUAUGGACUAGGUUCCUGGAGACAUUCGAAUGAGGGUAGACAGGCCGCGUUCGAUGUCCGCUUUUUAACAUUUUAAUAUGUAUUGUAUAUUUUAAUUGCGAGUGCUCAAUUUAGUUAUGUUUACCCGCUAUUUUAUAUUAUGAAUUUGACCUUUUAAUUAUAGCCGAAGUAUUUCUAAUGUUAGGAAUAUUAAGCUAUUAUGACCUAUGCCUAAGGUUUCCGUGUUGUCAAGUCAUGAUGUUUUUGUGGAGAAUUAAUUUUGGAAUGCAGGCAUUCAUGCAAGAUUACACGAUUUUUUUGAAUAAUUUAUGUAGGCUCCACUAUGAGGUCGGCACAAAUCUUUAAGCUUGCAUAAAAUUUGUCUUAGAAUGUUCGAAUGAAGGAAUAGUAUCUCAUGUGUUUUGCUGUUCAACACUGAACAAUAAAUGAAGUUGUUUGGGAAUACAAUAAAAAUGCCAUUAUUGUUACUGCAAAAAUCAAAACAGCUCUUACCGAUGAAGUGAUAAACUGACACGUAUUAAGAGGAUAACAUGUCUAUGAAUACUUUAUAUAGGUACUAGUUAUAGCAUGGCCAGGAAAAUAAAAAACCUCGUCAUGUAAAAAUAUGGAUUUCAUUCCUUUACUGACAACGUUAACUUUAAAACGUAAGAAAAAGUGGAGCCUUCAAAGGUUUUCUUAUGUUUCUGUUCAGACUAUAAUUAUAAUUUGCCUCGUCACAUGCCUAUCUCAGGGUCCAGGACUAUGACUUAUUUAUUUAGUAUAUUGGCAAAUUGAUUUCGUCGUACAUUCCAGAAUUAUUUCUCCACUAUAAUUGUCUUCGCGAAGGGUUCCCAUGCCCACAUAUCACAAGACGUUUGUUUAUAUUUGUGAACACCUAGCCAAUUAGUUAUGGUACCGAUAGCCCGCGUUCAUAUAUUAUUAUUUGAUAUAUUUUGUAAAAUAAACUCCACACUAUUAUUGCGUUACAAGGUGUAUUAAAUAAAAUAGUUAUAAAAUAUG
This is a messenger RNA of Manduca sexta (tobacco hornworm), 4958 nucleotides long. Its product is annotated as ubiquitin carboxyl-terminal hydrolase 16-like. The coding region runs from base 89 to 1825 and encodes 578 amino acids. The transcript is spliced from 2 exons. Gene Ontology annotation, cellular component: cytosol; nucleus. Gene Ontology annotation, molecular function: cysteine-type deubiquitinase activity; cysteine-type endopeptidase activity. Gene Ontology annotation, biological process: protein deubiquitination. The record is from RefSeq and is a predicted model, not a curated record. Lineage: Eukaryota; Metazoa; Arthropoda; Insecta; Lepidoptera; Sphingidae.